CCCCCCCGUGUUAGGACCUUGGUCUCGUCCCAUCCACCCCCCCAUCUCGCGCUUCCCAUGGUGUCGUCCUAAGGCCCAUCGAUAACGCUAAGCUCGACCUCGAUCGACUUGCUCUGGCUCCUCUCGCCGUCCUGAGCCUCAGCGGAGUGCGGAGUCGCAUGUAAGAUGCUCUGACCUUUGACCCUGCUGUUCAGCCAUUUCUAAGUGCCCCACCAUGAACACGUCCCCAGGCACGGUGGGCAGCGACCCAGUCAUCUUGGCCACUGCUGGCUACGACCACACCGUGCGGUUCUGGCAGGCCCACAGUGGGAUAUGCACCCGUACAGUACAGCAUCAGGAUUCUCAGGUGAAUGCGCUCGAGAUCACUCCAGACCGCAGCAUGAUUGCAGCUGCAGGUUACCAGCACAUCCGCAUGUACGAUCUCAACUCCAACAAUCCCAAUCCAAUCAUCAGCUAUGAUGGCGUCAACAAGAACAUUGCGUCCGUGGGCUUCCACGAGGAUGGCCGCUGGAUGUACACGGGUGGGGAGGAUUGCACUGCCAGGAUCUGGGAUCUCAGGUCCCGGAACCUGCAGUGCCAGCGCAUCUUCCAGGUCAAUGCCCCCAUCAACUGUGUGUGCCUGCACCCCAACCAGGCAGAACUCAUCGUGGGGGACCAGAGCGGGGCCAUCCACAUCUGGGACUUGAAAACGGACCACAAUGAACAGCUGAUCCCCGAACCUGAGGUCUCCAUCAUGUCUACCCACAUUGACCCCGACGCCAGCUACAUGGCAGCUGUCAACAGCGCCGGAAGCUGUUUCGUCUGGAACCUCACAGGGGGCAUCGGUGAUGAGGUCACACAGCUGAUUCCCAAGACCAAGAUCCCAGCGCACACCCGCUACGCCCUGCAGUGCCGCUUCAGCCCUGACUCCACGCUCCUGGCCACGUGCUCGGCUGACCAGACAUGCAAAAUCUGGAGGACGUCUAACUUUGCCUUGGUGACGGAGCUGAGCAUCAAGAGCAGCAAUCCUGGGGAGUCAUCCCGUGGCUGGAUGUGGGGCUGCGCCUUCUCGGGGGACUCCCAGUACAUCGUCACUGCGUCCUCUGACAACUUGGCACGGCUCUGGUGUGUGGAGACCGGGGAGAUCAAGAGGGAGUAUGGCGGCCACCAGAAAGCUGUUGUUUGCUUGGCCUUCAAUGACAGUGUGCUGGGCUAGCCUGUGCCCCUCUCCACUGUGCCAGGUGGCUGCAUUGCUGGAGGCCAUGGA
Chrysochloris asiatica (Cape golden mole) is the source of this 1246-nucleotide messenger RNA. RefSeq names its product MTOR associated protein, LST8 homolog (S. cerevisiae) (gene MLST8). The coding region runs from base 215 to 1195 and encodes 326 amino acids. The record is from RefSeq and is a predicted model, not a curated record. Gene Ontology annotation, biological process: regulation of actin cytoskeleton organization; TOR signaling. The transcript has 9 exons. Gene Ontology annotation, molecular function: protein binding. NCBI's taxonomy places the organism in Eukaryota, Metazoa, Chordata, Mammalia, Afrosoricida, Chrysochloridae. Gene Ontology annotation, cellular component: TORC1 complex; TORC2 complex.